Messenger RNA from Paramormyrops kingsleyae, 3943 nucleotides. It is a transcript of the gene ipo5, whose product is annotated as karyopherin (importin) beta 3. The record is from RefSeq and is a predicted model, not a curated record. Gene Ontology annotation, biological process: protein import into nucleus. NCBI's taxonomy places the organism in Eukaryota, Metazoa, Chordata, Actinopteri, Osteoglossiformes, Mormyridae. Gene Ontology annotation, molecular function: protein binding.
GUAUAUAUAGCUGGUUUAGGGAGUCUACCAAUCAGAGCGAAGGGGUCCUCUUGCGUGUAGUGUGAAAGGUCGCUACGGCCACCGGCUUUUACCUUCCCCUCAUCCGCCAGCCGCCGUUCCCUCUUUCGGAUCUCGCAGCAAUGGCGGAGCAACAGCAGUUCCAUCUCUUACUGGGCAACCUGAUGAGCCCCGACAACGGCAUCAGGAAGCAGUCGGAGGAGACGUACGACAACAUACCUGGUCAGACAAAGAUCACGUUCCUGCUACAGGCCAUCCGUGAUGCAUCUGCCACAGAGGAGGUCAAGCAGAUGGCAGCGGUGCUGUUGAGGAGGCUACUGUCGUCAUCAUUUGACGAGAUCUAUCCCGGCCUGCCGGCAGACAUGCAGACGGCCAUUAAGAGUGAGCUGCUAGUUGGCAUCCAGGCUGAGGGCUCUCCCACGAUCCGCAAGAAGGUGUGCGACAUCGCAGCGGAGCUCUCUCGCAAUCUCAUCGAUGACGAUGGGAACAACCAGUGGCCCGAGAUUCUGAAGUUCCUGUUCGACGCCGUCAACUCGCCGGACGUCGGCCUGCGAGAAUCUGCUCUGCACAUCUUCUGGAACUUCCCAGGAAUAUUUGGCAACCAGCAGCAGCACUACCUGGAGGUGAUCAAGCGUAUGCUGGUGCAGUGCAUGCAGGACCAGGAGAACCCGACGAUCCGCACCCUGGCCGCCCGAGCCGCGGCCUCCUUCGUCCUCUCCAACGAGAAUAACACAGCCUUACUCAAGCACUUCUCCGACCUGCUCCCCGGCGUCCUUCAGGCAGUGAACGAGUCGUGCUACCGGGGAGAUGACUCUGUGCUCAAGUCCUUAGUGGAGAUUGCGGACACGGCUCCCAAGUACCUGAGACCCAACUUGGAGGCCACACUGCAGCUCAGCCUGAAGCUCUGCGCUGACACUAGUCUGAGCAACAUGCAGAGGCAGCUGGCCCUGGAGGUGAUCGUCACGCUCUCGGAGACGGCGGCCGCCAUGCUCCGAAAGCACACCAGCAUCGUGGCUCAGAGCGUCCCACAGAUGCUGGCCAUGAUGGUGGAUUUGGAGGAUGAUGAGGAAUGGGCAAUGGCAGACGAACUGGAGGAUGAUGAUUUUGACAGCAACGCCGUGGCUGGUGAGAGCGCCCUGGAUCGCAUCGCUUGCGGCCUGGGCGGGAAGAUCGUCCUCCCAAUGAUCAAGCAGCACAUCAUGCAGAUGCUGCAGAAUCCUGACUGGAAGUACCGCCACGCUGGCCUCAUGGCCCUCUCGGCAAUAGGGGAGGGCUGCCACCAGCAGAUGGAAUCCAUCCUUAACGAGAUCGUCAGCUUUGUGCUUCUCUUCUGUCAAGAUCCUCAUCCCCGGGUCCGUUAUGCUGCCUGCAAUGCAAUCGGACAGAUGGCCACAGACUUUGCCCCAACCUUCCAGAAGAAGUUUCACGAUAAGGUCAUCUCGGCCCUGCUUCAGACCAUGGAGGACCAGUCCAACCCACGUGUGCAGGCCCACGCGGCAGCUGCUCUCAUCAACUUCACAGAAGAUUGCCCCAAGUCCCUACUUGUUCCUUAUCUAGACAACCUGGUGCAGCACCUUCAUACUAUCAUGGUCGCCAAACUGCAGGAGCUGAUCCAGAAAGGCACCAAGCUGGUCCUGGAGCAAGUGGUGACGUCCAUCGCAUCCGUGGCCGACACGGCGGAGGAGAAAUUCGUGCCGUACUACGACCUUUUCAUGCCCUCGCUGAAGCACAUCGUCGAGAACGCCGUGCAAAAAGAGUUGCGUCUGCUGAGAGGGAAGACCAUCGAGUGCAUCAGCCUCAUCGGACUGGCUGUGGGCAAGGAGAAGUUCAUGCCUGAUGCCGCAGCCGUCAUGCAGCUGCUUCUGAAGACCCAGACAGACUUCAACGACUUGGAAGAUGACGACCCACAGAUUUCAUACAUGAUCUCAGCAUGGGCCAGAAUGUGCAAGAUCCUUGGGAAGGAGUUCCAGCAGUAUCUCCCUGUGGUCAUGGGGCCCCUCAUGAAAACUGCUUCCAUCAAGCCUGAGGUGGCCCUUCUAGACACCCAGGAUAUGGAGAACAUGAGCGAGGAUGAUGGUUGGGAGUUUGUCAACCUUGGUGACCAGCAAAGCUUUGGCAUAAAGACUGCAGGAUUGGAAGAGAAGGCCACAGCCUGCCAGAUGCUGGUGUGUUAUGCUAAAGAGCUGAAAGAAGGUUUUGUAGAAUACACGGAGCAGGUUGUGAAAAUGAUGGUCCCACUGCUGAAGUUCUACUUCCACGAUGGUGUGCGAGUAGCGGCGGCGGAGUCCAUGCCCCUGUUACUGGAGUGUGCACGCGUCAGGGGACCUGAAUACCUCACCCAGAUGUGGCACUUCAUGUGUGAUGCCCUUAUCAAGGCCAUUGGCACAGAACCAGACUCUGACGUCCUGUCUGAGAUCAUGCAUUCUUUUGCUAAGUGCAUUGAAUUGAUGGGAGAUGGCUGCCUUAACAAUGAGCACUUUGAAGAGCUGGGUGGCAUCCUGAAGGGCAAGCUGGAGGAGCACUUUAAGAACCAGGAGCUUAGACAAGCCAAGCGGCAGGAUGAAGAUUAUGAUGAACAGGUAGAAGAAACCUUACAGGAUGAGGAUGAAAAUGACGUGUACAUCCUAACAAAGGUGUCCGACAUCCUGCACUCGGUCUUCAGCAGUUACAAAGAGAAGGUUCUGCCCUGGUUUGAGCAGCUCCUACAGCUCAUAGUCAACCUUAUUUGUCCACACAGGCCCUGGGCCGACCGGCAGUGGGGGCUCUGCAUAUUCGAUGACGUGGUGGAGCACUGCAGUCCCUUGUCCUUCAAGUACGCAGAGUACUUUCUGCAGCCCAUGCUCCAGUCGCUGUGUGACCCCAGUCCUGAGGUGCGGCAGGCAGCCGCUUAUGGGGUGGGCGUCAUGGCACAAUUUGGCGGGGAGAGCUACAGGACCUUCUGCACAGAGGCCAUUCCUCUGCUGGUGGGUGUGAUUCAGGCAGCCAACUCGAAGGCUAAAGAAAACAUCAAUGCCACAGAGAACUGUAUCUCCGCUGUUGGCAAGGUGAUGAAGUACAGACCGGAGUGUGUCAACGUCAAUGAGAUCCUGCCUCAUUGGCUGUCUUGGCUACCACUCAACGAAGACAAAGAGGAAGCUGUGCACACCUUCAACUUCCUGUGUGACCUCAUUGAAAGCAACAAUCCGAUCAUCCUCGGACCUGACAACUCGAAUCUUCCCAAGAUAUUUUCUAUCAUCGCAGACGGCGUCGUCAGUGAGUCAAUCAAACGUGAAGAUGGGUGUAGCAAACGGCUGGCAAAUGUCGUCCGUCAAGUACAGGUGUCCGGAGGACUGUGGACGGAAUGUGUAUCGACACUGAAUGAGACGCAGCAGAAGGCUAUUCAGGACCUGCUCAACGCUGCUUGAAAAAUCCUCUGCCAUCUAAACAUGGACAUCCUAGCUCCCGACGAUCCUCUCCACUCCUCCAUGGCGCUCCUUCCUUUCCCGAGCAAUGAACUGUAGCAUGCGUGGAUUUGCCGUGCAGCGAGCUCCCCCCCAGCCUGCUGUGGGCUCUGGGUCUGUGCUUGUCGCUUUGAGGUCCCACAAAGGACCCCAAGACACAAGCACCCUGCAGUACUGACACUUUAGAGUAUUUUUGUAUUGGAGCGGCGCCCUCAUUUGGUGAAAGGGAAAGAACCUGUCAUCCAUUUUACAGUUAGGUAUAAUGAAUUUCUAGUAUUUGGAUUUCUCUCCUUCCAGAUCAGUUAUGUAGGUGUGCAUUGUAACAGCCUGAUGCGUUUCUGUUCACCUAGUGUAAUCUGUACUAAACUGCGUUGCGGUAGAGAGCUGCUUGUCUCCGGUUUCACAGGACUGGUUUGAGGACCUUCUAGAAGUGCGCGUGUGUGGUUUGGGGGGACACCCACCACCUAUGUCACAUUGGCUCCCCC